Molecule: messenger RNA, 561 nt
Organism: Hibiscus syriacus
Lineage: Eukaryota; Viridiplantae; Streptophyta; Magnoliopsida; Malvales; Malvaceae
Product: vesicle-associated membrane protein 711-like
Exons: 3
Coding region: 1-561 (186 amino acids)
Biological process (GO): vesicle-mediated transport
Cellular component (GO): membrane
Source: RefSeq, a predicted model, not a curated record
AUGGUGGCGAGGGGGCAGGUGGUUUUGACGGAGUUUAGCGCUACCCAGACAAAUGCGAGCACCGUAGCUAGACAAAUUUUGGAAAAGAUGAGCCAAGGAAAUAAUGAUAGCAACUCCUCUUUUUCGCACGAUCGUUACAUCUUCCAUGUCAAGAGAGCCGAUGGUCUCACCGUCCUCUGCAUGGCCGAUGAUGCCUCCGGAAGGAGAAUCCCUUUUGCUUUCCUCGAAGAUACCCAACAGAGGUUUGUAAAGACGUAUGGUCGAGCCAUUCAAUCAGCUUCGCCUUACGCCAUGAAUGAAGAAUUCUCCAGGGUCAUGAGUCAACAAAUGGACCAUUUCUCGACCGACCCCAAUGCCGAUAGAUUGAACCGUUUAAAAGGGGAAAUGAGCCAGGUACGAAGUGUAAUGAUCGACAACAUCGAGAAAGUAUUGGAGAGAAGCAAUCGUUUGGAGUUGCUGGUGGAGAAGACAAGGUCAAUGCAGGGGAAUUCACUUCGAUUCAAAACUCAAUCUCAUCGUUACAAGAAUACUAUGCGGUGGAGUAAUUGCAAGAUCACGUAA